Molecule: messenger RNA, 2142 nt
Organism: Marmota flaviventris (yellow-bellied marmot)
Lineage: Eukaryota; Metazoa; Chordata; Mammalia; Rodentia; Sciuridae
Gene: Ptbp2
Product: polypyrimidine tract binding protein 2
Biological process (GO): mRNA processing
Cellular component (GO): nucleus
Molecular function (GO): RNA binding
Source: RefSeq, a predicted model, not a curated record
CUCGCUGGCUGCGUGGCUCGGUUCUUGUGAGCGAAGCUUUGUCCGGUUCGGCAAUGGACGGAAUUGUCACUGAGGUUGCUGUUGGUGUGAAGAGAGGAUCUGACGAACUACUCUCAGGCAGUGUUCUGAGUAGUCCAAACUCUAAUAUGAGUGGCAUGGUUGUUACAGCCAAUGGUAAUGAUAGUAAGAAAUUUAAAGGAGAAGAUAAAAUGGAUGGUGCUCCUUCUCGUGUACUUCAUAUUCGAAAAUUACCUGGUGAAGUGACAGAAACUGAAGUUAUUGCUUUAGGCUUACCUUUUGGUAAGGUAACCAACAUCCUUAUGCUGAAAGGAAAAAACCAGGCAUUUUUGGAACUGGCAACAGAGGAAGCAGCUAUUACUAUGGUUAAUUACUAUUCUGCUGUGACACCUCAUCUUCGUAACCAACCAAUUUAUAUCCAGUACUCCAAUCACAAAGAACUAAAGACAGAUAAUACAUUAAACCAACGUGCACAAGCAGUGCUUCAGGCUGUGACAGCUGUCCAGACAGCAAACACUCCUCUUAGUGGCACCACAGUUAGUGAGAGCGCAGUGACUCCAGCCCAGAGUCCAGUACUUAGAAUAAUUAUUGACAAUAUGUACUACCCUGUAACACUUGAUGUUCUUCACCAAAUAUUUUCGAAGUUUGGUGCUGUAUUGAAGAUAAUCACAUUUACAAAAAACAACCAGUUUCAAGCUUUGCUCCAGUAUGGUGAUCCAGUAAAUGCUCAACAAGCAAAACUAGCCCUAGAUGGUCAGAAUAUUUAUAAUGCUUGCUGUACCCUAAGGAUUGAUUUUUCCAAACUUGUGAAUUUGAAUGUAAAAUACAACAAUGAUAAAAGUAGGGAUUAUACUCGACCUGAUCUUCCAUCUGGAGAUGGGCAGCCUGCCUUGGACCCAGCUAUUGCUGCAGCAUUUGCCAAGGAAACAUCUCUUUUAGCUGUUCCAGGAGCUCUGAGUCCUUUGGCUAUUCCAAAUGCUGCUGCAGCAGCUGCUGCAGCUGCUGCUGGCCGAGUGGGUAUGCCUGGAGUCUCAGCUGGUGGCAAUACAGUCCUGUUGGUUAGCAAUUUAAAUGAAGAGAUGGUUACGCCCCAAAGUCUGUUUACCCUCUUCGGUGUUUAUGGAGAUGUGCAGCGCGUGAAGAUUUUGUACAAUAAGAAAGACAGUGCUCUAAUACAGAUGGCUGAUGGAAACCAAUCACAACUUGCCAUGAAUCAUCUUAAUGGACAGAAAAUGUACGGAAAAAUUAUUCGUGUUACUCUCUCUAAACAUCAGACUGUACAACUACCUCGAGAGGGACUUGAUGAUCAAGGGCUAACAAAAGAUUUUGGUAAUUCCCCAUUGCAUCGUUUUAAGAAACCUGGAUCGAAAAAUUUUCAGAAUAUAUUUCCUCCUUCUGCAACCCUUCACCUAUCUAAUAUCCCUCCUUCAGUAGCAGAAGAGGAUCUGCGAACACUGUUUGCUAACACUGGGGGCACUGUGAAGGCAUUUAAGUUUUUUCAAAGAGAUCACAAAAUGGCUCUUCUUCAGAUGGCAACGGUGGAAGAAGCUAUUCAGGCCUUGAUUGAUCUUCAUAAUUAUAACCUUGGUGAAAACCAUCAUCUGAGAGUGUCUUUCUCCAAGUCAACAAUUUAAAGGGGAGAUGAAGAUUGGGGGUGAAUCACAUUGUUCAGUGUCAUCACCUAUUGACUGUUCAGAAAAGUGGGGACCAGAGUUUGAUUUUUUUUUUUCAUUUUUUCUUUUUUUUCAUGCUGUUAUCAUUCCUUGGUUAUAAAAUGAAAUGGCAUAUGUAAAGGCAGAGUUAUUAACUGCUGUAUUUCAUCUGUUCUAUAGGAAGCCAUUUUUAUUGUCUGUUUAAAAUUUUAGUUUAAUUUUGCUUUAUUUUUUCAACUUAGUUGACAUACGUGCCUUAAAAAGGAAAACUAGUGUUGCUAUUGUGCAUUUACUAGAAAAAAGGAAUUGGUUGUCUAGGGCACAUUGUUAUAUGGGAAUUAAAAUAUGUUUAGGCAGGGGUGUGUAAAAAGGUUAAGUUUUUGUUUCUCCUGCUUGGAACUUAUUUUGAAUUAUUGGCUUAUCACAUUUCUUUCUAUUUAAUCAAAUAAGAUUCUUGAUAUUGAAUGAAUAA